This is a messenger RNA of Paramecium sonneborni, 414 nucleotides long. NCBI's taxonomy places the organism in Eukaryota, Ciliophora, Oligohymenophorea, Peniculida, Parameciidae. The record is from the annotation of a GenBank genome assembly.
AUGAUAAUUGAAGAAAUUUAAAAUUCCCCUUAAAAUAAUACAUAGAUAAUUUCGACCAAAGAAUAGUAUUUAUCAGCUACUAAUUAACUGAUUGAAAUGUUUAAGAAAAAAUUAAGCUUGAUUUAGAAGGAAAAAUAACCUAAUCCUCAUUUUGAAAAAAUUGAUUAAGUUAAAUAAUUGUGUAAUGCUAUUGAAUUAGAAAAAUAAAUGAAAAAUAAAGAUCAAUUCGAUAUCCAAAGCCAAGAUAUUCUUGAAGAAUAUGAGACUCAAAAACAGAAUAAAAUAAUUUAAACUUCAUCAAGAAGGGUUUAUUAAUGUUCUUGCCAUAAUAAAAAAUUUAAAACACCAUAACAGCUUGGAGGACACUUGAAAUGGAGGAAAUUUAACAUGAUUUAAUAAAAUAAAAUUUAAUGA